Molecule: messenger RNA, 872 nt
Organism: Pisolithus orientalis
Lineage: Eukaryota; Fungi; Basidiomycota; Agaricomycetes; Boletales; Pisolithaceae
Product: TB2/DP1, HVA22 family-domain-containing protein
Exons: 4
Coding region: 87-656 (189 amino acids)
Source: RefSeq, a predicted model, not a curated record
GUGUCCUCCCCCCAACUCCGUUGCCCGCAGCAGUCACCUCUGCCAGCCCACUCACAUCGCUACUCCCUUUUUUUUCUUUCUUCAAGAUGUCGGCAGCACAGAAUUUGCAGCAACAUCCUAUCUUCGUUCAAGCACAGAACAAGGUGAAAUAUUACACCAGCCAACUCGACAAGGAGCUAACGAAGUACCCAGCCCUGACGACUAUCGAGACCCGUACUCAAAUCCCAAAAUCCUACUUCGUUCUCUCCACCUUGCUCCUUCUCGCCAUCUUUCACCUCAUAACCCCGCUCGCCGCACCCGUCUCCUACGUCAUGGGUUUCGCCCUCCCCGCCUAUCUCUCGCUCAAGGCCCUCGAGUCCCCUGGCCACCAAGACGACGUCCAGUGGAUCACUUACUGGGUCGUCUUCGCCUCGCUGGGAUUCGUCGAGACCUUCGCUAUGGGAGUGGUGCUGUAUUACCUUCCGUGGUAUUUCGUCCUUAAGACCGUGUUUUUGUUGUGGUUGCAGUUGCCAGCCUUCAGGGGUGGAUAUGUCACCUACGCCCGCGUGAUCAAACCUCUCCUUCUCAAUUCCUGUGCGUCCUCGACGGCCGUUGCCACACCUGACACGCUCACGGGGGACUUAAGAGACCGGGUAAACACUGCAUCUGCUGAGUAAAGUGUCGCUUUCGACAGGGAGUUUGAUAAUGACGAUGAGGGAUGUGUUGAAGGAGGAUCGUUGAAGCGUUCGGUGAUGGACCUGCAAGUGUACAUGUCCAUUCAAUUUGCUAGUGGUAUCUCUAGUUCUCGUAUUUCUAUCUCUCCCUCUUGGCCCUUCCCUGUCCUUGUUGCCUUGUGUUGUGCCUGAUUUAUGUAUGUGCAUGUGAUUUCAUCG